Aspergillus puulaauensis is the source of this 1143-nucleotide messenger RNA. RefSeq names its product S-(hydroxymethyl)glutathione dehydrogenase/class III alcohol dehydrogenase (gene FLD1). The record is from RefSeq and is a predicted model, not a curated record. NCBI's taxonomy places the organism in Eukaryota, Fungi, Ascomycota, Eurotiomycetes, Eurotiales, Aspergillaceae. Gene Ontology annotation, biological process: formaldehyde catabolic process. Gene Ontology annotation, cellular component: cytosol. Gene Ontology annotation, molecular function: zinc ion binding; S-(hydroxymethyl)glutathione dehydrogenase [NAD(P)+] activity. The coding region runs from base 1 to 1143 and encodes 380 amino acids. The transcript has 6 exons.
AUGGCCGACACCGUUGGGAAGACCAUUACUUGCAAAGCCGCAAUCGCCUGGGCCCCAAACGAGCCGCUAUCCAUCGAGGACGUGCAAGUCCUGCCGCCGAGGGCACACGAAGUGCGCAUUAAGGUCCUGCAUACUGGAGUCUGUCAUACUGACCAGUAUACCCUCUCCGGAAAAGACCCCGAAGGCGCAUUCCCUUCGAUCCUCGGACAUGAAGGAGCCGGUAUCGUCGAGUCGAUUGGCGAUGGCGUGACUUCUGUCAAACCCGGCGAUUAUGUGAUUGCAUUAUACACCGCCGAAUGCCGCGAAUGCAAAUUCUGCCGCUCGGGCAAAACCAAUCUCUGUGGAAAAGUCCGUGAGACGCAAGGUAAAGGCGUCAUGCCGGAUGGGACGUCGCGGUUCCGCGCGCGCGGGAAAGAUAUCCUGCACUUCAUGGGCACGUCCACGUUCUCGCAGUACACCGUUCUUGCGGACGUGUCGUGUGUGGCUGUGACGGAGCGGAUUGGGACGGACAAGGCGUGUUUGCUGGGGUGUGGGAUUACGACUGGGUAUGGGGCGGCGGUGGUGAGUGCGAAGGUGGAAGAGGGGGCUACGAUUGCAGUCUUUGGCGCGGGGUGUGUUGGGUUGUCGAUUAUUAUGGGGGCGAAGAGGAAUAGGGCCGGGAGGAUUAUUGCGGUGGACUUGAAUGAUGGUAAGGAGGGGUGGGCGAGGAAGUUUGGGGCGACGGAUUUUGUCAAUCCGUUGAAGAUCCCGAGGAAUGUGCUGCUGCAGGAGUAUCUGGUGGAUAUGACGGAUGGGGGCUGUGAUUAUACGUUUGAUUGUACAGGGAAUGUGAGUGUGAUGAGGGCGGCGCUUGAGGCGUGUCAUAAGGGAUGGGGCGAGAGUAUUGUCAUUGGUGUUGCUGCUGCUGGACAGGAGAUUACAACACGGCCAUUCCAACUUGUUACUGGCCGCGUGUGGAGGGGAUGUGCAUUCGGUGGCGUCAAGGGCCGCACUCAAUUGCCAGGCCUGGUGGAUGAUUAUCUACGGGGGGAGCUCAAGGUGGACGAGUUCAUCACUCACCGUGUGUCAAUGGACCGUCUGAACGAGGCGUUCGACGUGAUGAAGCAGGGCGAUUGCAUUCGCUGCGUUGUUGAUAUGAGCUAG